This is a messenger RNA of Auxenochlorella protothecoides, 714 nucleotides long. Its product is annotated as COP9 signalosome complex subunit 5b. NCBI's taxonomy places the organism in Eukaryota, Viridiplantae, Chlorophyta, Trebouxiophyceae, Chlorellales, Chlorellaceae. The transcript has 4 exons. Gene Ontology annotation, cellular component: cytoplasm; COP9 signalosome; actin cytoskeleton. The record is from RefSeq and is a predicted model, not a curated record. Gene Ontology annotation, molecular function: protein binding; metallopeptidase activity; deNEDDylase activity. Gene Ontology annotation, biological process: cell adhesion; protein deneddylation. Bases 1 to 714 code for a protein of 237 amino acids.
AUGAGCCAAGCGCGGUGGGAGCUGGAGAACGCCGUCCAAACUGUGCAGGACUCCGAUGUUGAUGCCGUGUAUCACUGGAACCCGGCCGAGCAGCGGGAAAUGCAGCAGGCCCGCCCCUGGCUCCAGGACCCCACAUACUUUAAGAGGGUCCGCAUCUCCGCCCUGGCCCUCCUGAAGAUGGCCAUGCAUGCCCGGUCUGGGGGCGAUCUGGAGGUUAUGGGAGUUAUGCAGGGCAAGGUCCUGGGCGACACCUUUGUGGUCAUGGACGCCUUCCCGCUGCCUGUGGAGGGCACGGAGACGCGCGUGAAUGCCCAGGCGGAGGCCUACGAGUACAUGGUCGAGUUCCUGGAGACCAACAAGGUGGUGGUCGGCGGGGGUUGGCGGGACAAGAGGGCUUCCGGGAGGGAGGAGAACAUUGUCGGCUGGUAUCACAGCCACCCGGGGUACGGCUGCUGGCUGUCCGGCAUCGAUGUCGGGACGCAGCUCACCAAUCAAAAGUAUCAGGAGCCAUUCCUGGCGGUGGUGGUCGACCCACACAGGACGGAAGCCGCAGGGAAAGUGGAGCUGGGGGCGUUCAGGACCUACCCCGAGGGGUACAAGGCGCCGGAUGCAGGUCCCUCCGAGUACCAGACCAUCCCCAUGGAGAAAAUCGAGGAUUUUGGGGUGCACGCCAACCAGGUCCGUGCUGAUGUGGAAGCAGGGGUGGUGGAGUGA